Molecule: messenger RNA, 980 nt
Organism: Eremomyces bilateralis CBS 781.70
Lineage: Eukaryota; Fungi; Ascomycota; Dothideomycetes; Eremomycetales; Eremomycetaceae
Product: 50S ribosomal protein L12
Exons: 2
Coding region: 108-662 (184 amino acids)
Biological process (GO): translation
Cellular component (GO): ribosome
Molecular function (GO): structural constituent of ribosome
Source: RefSeq, a predicted model, not a curated record
AAAGAUUUAUCUGGGCCUCCCCGAUGGACGAAUCCUAACCACAGCUUGUGCUUCCUUCCAUACAUCCUAAUUGGAGCCUGAGAGCAUCUCUCGACAUUCUUUGCACCAUGUCUCUCUCCCUCCCCGCCGUCGUGCGGCAAUGCGCCCGCAGCCCUCUUCGCCGAAGGAUCAUCUCGACCUCCGUUCUUCGUCAACGAACGACACAGUCCGCGAGCUAUCUGCAGCGGAGACAGCAGUCGACCGAGGCGGCUGCUCCUUUGGACCCGAAGAUCGAAGCUAUAGUCGAGCAGAUUGGGAAAUUGACUCUCCUCGAGACAGCCGACCUCGUCUCUACGUUGAAGAGCCGGUUAAAUAUCCCAGAUGUACCGAUGGGCGGAUUCGCAGCCGCCGCCCCAGCGGCCGCCGCACCCGUCGAAGAGGAAGAAGCGGCCCCCCCGGCUCAAGAAAAGACGCUGUUCAACCUCAAACUCCAAUCGUUCGACGCCGGCUCCAAACCGAAGGUGAUCAAGGAGAUCAAGAGCCUGCUCGGCCUGAGUCUGGUGGACAGCAAGAAGUUCGUCGAGAGCGCGCCGAAAAUGAUGAAAGAGUCCGUGCCGAAGGAGGAGGGGGAGAAGAUCGUCGAGACGCUUAAGGCGAUCGGGGCGGUGGUGGUGAUGGAAUAGUGCAGCAAUGUAGGAUAGCAUACACUGUGGCGUUAGCAUCGAGCUGUACAUGUAUCAUACGCGUGGUCUCCGGAGGCGGGUGGUGGCUCUUGGACAUGGCUGUUUUCUUGGGUCUGUUUGCUUCUUGGAUAUCAAGGAUGCAGCAAGAUUCGCUAUGGAGGAAGUCUCCAUACGCUUGCUAAUGUAACAUAUCAUCAUAUUUUACUCUCCCAACCAGGAUCAUGCCAUUUCCGUUAGGUAAAGGUGUCGGAGUCCCCCUGCAGGAUCUUGUGCUCUUUCCCCUCAAUCAAAUCAUCCUCCUCGUGAUCCAAAUCCUCC